AUGUCGCAGCACGUUCUUCUGAUUGGCGGCCACGGCAAGGUCGCGCAGUUCAUAACGCCCCUCCUGCUCGCACGAUCGUAUGCCGUUACUUCGAUGAUCCGCGACCCGGCCCAGUCGGCCACCAUCACCAAGUUAGGCGAGGGCCAGCCGGGCAAGCUAAACGUACUUGUGAGCAGCGUGGAGGAUGUGAAGAGCGAGCACGAUGCGAGGAAGAUCCUAGACCAGGUCAAGCCGAGCUGGGUUAUUUGGAGUGCAGGCGCGGGUGGCAAAGGCGGCCCUGACCGCACCUACGCCGUUGACCGCGACGCAGCCAAGGCCUUCAUCAAGGCGUCGACCACGUCGCCCAGCGUCUCGGCUUUCCUCAUGGUGUCGUACUUGGCGUCGCGGCGCACCAAGCCGGCUUGGUGGAGCGACGCCGAGUGGGCCACGGCGACCAAGCUCAACACCGAGACGCUGCCGGACUACGCCAAGGCCAAGAUCGCUGCUGACGAGUACCUGGCAGCGAUGACCAAGAAGCGGGGCGGGGACUUCAGGGGCAUCUGCCUUCGACCGGGCACGCUGACGGAGGGGCCGGCGGGUGGCGUGGAGCUGGGGAAGACGGGCGGAAGCGGUGGGAAGGUGAGCAGAGAGGCCGUGGCUCAGGCGGCGGUGGAGGUGCUGGACAGUGGGUAUAAGGGCGGGUGGUUGGAUCUGUUGGACGGACAGGAGGACGUGAGGAAGGCGGCUGAGAGGGUGACCAGGGAGGGAGUGGAUGCGUUUGAGGGGGAGGAUGCUGCGCGGAUCUAUGCGCUGGCGGACUGA
Molecule: messenger RNA, 801 nt
Organism: Lasiodiplodia theobromae
Lineage: Eukaryota; Fungi; Ascomycota; Dothideomycetes; Botryosphaeriales; Botryosphaeriaceae
Product: Nad dependent epimerase dehydratase family protein
Exons: 2
Coding region: 1-801 (266 amino acids)
Source: RefSeq, a predicted model, not a curated record